This is a messenger RNA of Drosophila subpulchrella, 988 nucleotides long. RefSeq lists its product as uncharacterized. The transcript has a single exon. The record is from RefSeq and is a predicted model, not a curated record. The coding region runs from base 68 to 955 and encodes 295 amino acids. NCBI's taxonomy places the organism in Eukaryota, Metazoa, Arthropoda, Insecta, Diptera, Drosophilidae.
CACCCUAGCAUACGUUUUGGCAGACACUUCCUCUUAGAGAAGGAACUCAAAUUUAAGUUCAGUAGCCAUGCUCAGAGAAUUGGCCAAGAAAAUUGUGCUGAUGCCCGGCAUUUUGGCGCUCGAGGCUUCAAGUCGGAUUGUUCACCUUAGCGCCUUGUUGGCGAAGGAGUGUCAACAACAGAAAUCAUGCCCCGAGAGCUUGGUGCCCCACUGCAGGGUGGUGAAGAGGCGACCCUGCAGCCCCACAGACCCGCCAGUUCGACCUUGCAGCGAGGAGGACUGUUUGCAUCCUCGCUAUCCGUGUUGCGUGAACACUAGGAUUGCGGAGAAUCCCUGCAGAAAGCCGAGGGAGAAAGGCCGCCAGCCCUUCGCCUCCAUGUGGGAGAGCUACAAGGACAAGGAGCUCGAGCGCCCGGAGACCAUGUGGCACUAUCCCAAGGAGUGCUGUCCGAAGUGCGAGGACGUGCGCUUCGACGUUCUGUACUACAAGCCGUCGGACAAGUGCCGGGACUACCAGCGCACCUGGUGGGAGUGCUGUCCCAGGAUGAUACCCAGGCGGGUGUGCUGCUGGUGCGACGCCAUUCCUCCCCAGGUCCUGCGCCGGGAGCUGCCCAUCUGCCCACGAUCCGCCUGCCUCGCGGAGCACGAGGAGAAGCGCUACAAGUGCCUGAACAAAAAGUCCAAGGGCUGCAUGCGGGUUCGCAUGCCCUGCUGCCGAACCGCCCGCAUACCGCCAGACUGUAGAGGUGGCCCCGUUCCCAGCGACUGCGAGAAGAUCAAGUGCCCGUUCCCCAGCUACUCCGAGUGCGUCCAGGAGGACCCGGCCAACAUCCCAGCACGUCCGCCCGAGUGUGUAUGUCUGACAAAUGCGUCCGUUUGCGAUCAGAUUCGACGGGCCAACCACUUGGCCAAGCGCAACUUAAGCAUCUACCCCAGCUGUUCCCGCUGUUCAUGAGUGCUAUCUCCACUGUGAUCUUUGCUGGGAUCU